Molecule: messenger RNA, 968 nt
Organism: Ilyonectria robusta
Lineage: Eukaryota; Fungi; Ascomycota; Sordariomycetes; Hypocreales; Nectriaceae
Product: small GTPase
Exons: 6
Coding region: 1-600 (199 amino acids)
Biological process (GO): regulation of cell shape; cortical cytoskeleton organization; establishment or maintenance of cell polarity
Cellular component (GO): cell projection; cytoskeleton; cell cortex
Molecular function (GO): GTP binding; protein kinase binding; GTPase activity
Source: RefSeq, a predicted model, not a curated record
AUGGCUCAACCUGGUGUGCAAUCGCUAAAGUGUGUGGUGACUGGUGACGGUGCUGUCGGAAAGACGUGCUUGCUCAUUUCUUACACCACGAACGCCUUCCCUGGCGAAUACAUCCCCACAGUUUUCGAUAACUACUCGGCGAGUGUAAUGGUCGAUGGCAAGCCCAUCAGCCUAGGUCUGUGGGAUACCGCCGGUCAGGAGGAUUACGACCGACUGCGACCGCUCUCGUACCCCCAAACCGACGUCUUCCUGAUUUGUUUCUCCAUCGUUAGCCCCCCAUCUUUCGAUAACGUCAAGGCCAAGUGGUACCCGGAGAUCGAUCAUCAUGCGCCCAACAUCCCUAUUAUCCUCGUCGGCACCAAGCUCGAUUUGCGCGAGGAUGCGGCUACACUCGAGUCCCUGCGCCAGAAGCGUAUGGAACCCGUGUCGUACGAGCAGGCCCUUAUUUGCGCCAAGGAAGUCAAGGCUUACAAGUAUCUUGAGUGCUCCGCGCUCACUCAACGGAAUUUGAAGAGCGUGUUUGACGAGGCUAUUCGGGCUGUACUGAACCCUCGUCCUCAACCCUCUCAGAAGAAGAAGGCCAAGUGCUCGAUUCUGUAGAUUUCUCGACACGCAUGAUUUCGAUGACAGCGUCUCGAUGACGCAACACGACACCUCAUGGUUUCCUGGACACGACGACGAUUUGGCGAUAUUAAGACGGCGGUUCACGGCUAUCUUCGGGCUCUUUCCCCAACUACACAUGAUGAUGGUCUUGCGAGGCGGUUCUUGAAUGAAUUUUCCGUUUUUUUUUUUUUGUUUCCCUGCCCAUUUCAUUGCCUCCUCACGGAGGAGAUUAUACCGUCAUUGCGAGCAAUUCAAGAACCGGUCUGCAUAUUUUCAGAAGUCUAGUAUUUUCUGCCUAGCUUUUCUCGCUGCCUCAUUGGGCUGGGCCCCGUCGUUAUUCACCAAUGAGUCUGACUUCAAGGGGU